CAGGUAAUGCAUUAUCUAGGUCAAGAGAACAUUUUCACAUUCAAUAUGACAGCUGUUUUUUGUUUGUAAUACAGGACAGAAAAAAAUCUAAUAUAACUUGAUUUAUCCCUAAAUAUUUGCAUGGUUAGAAUAACUGACUUAUUCUUUUUUACAGCUGUGUAUGAUUCUGGUUUUUAUUUUUUGUGGAAUUAUUGUUUUUAGCUGCAGCGUGUUUUUUCUAGAUAUGUGUACAGCAGAGUGCAACAGCAGCUGGAAUGAAAGCAGCUUUGACUUGUUGGACCUGGACAGUUCUGCCUUACUGAGGAUGAAUAUUGGACUAACCUUAACUCAGAUGUUUGUGUGGCCUUUUCUCCUCAUCAACAUCCUCAUGCUUUUCACUUUCUACAGGAAACAGGCUUUCAGAACUGAGACCCGUUAUAUACUGUUUGCUCACACCUUACUGACUGACGUGAUUUUUCUUUUACUGACGGAUCUUCAGGUCAUUCUCAAAUACAAUGUUGUUCAGAUGCCUGUGUCAUUCUGUAUUCCACUGUGUAUUCUAAUAGAGGUAGUUAAUACCUGCACCCCGCUAACAAUCACUGCAAUGUGUGUGGAGCGCUAUGUAGCCAUCUGCAUGCCUCUGAGACACAGUGCCAUCUCCACCACCAGCAGAACAAUUAAUGUUAUUCUUAUUAUCUGGAUCAUGAGCUUUAUAGUACCGUUUAUGGAUGUUCUCAUUCUUAUUGUAUCUGUACCAGAAGAGUAUUUUAUAGAGCCCAUUUUCUGCCAUUAUGAUAUUAUGAUGCCGGAGCACUGGCACCGUGCCAUGAGAAGUAUCCUGUAUGUUAUCGAUUUUUUUAUUAUUUUACUGAUUGAGUUUUUUUGCUAUCUGAUGAUAAUGAUUGCUGCACGCAGAGCCUCUGUUGAUAAAAAGUCUGCAGCGAAAGGGCUUAGAACUGUCUCACUGCACAUGAUUCAGCUCAUUCUCUGCACUGUUCAAUCUGUGUGUCCCUAUGUAGAAGCAGAAAUCAUAGAAAUAGAUUUUACGUUAUAUUUAUCAGUCCGACUUUUCAAUUUUCUUACAUUUAACAUCAUCGCCAGAGCAAUUACUCCACUUGUUUAUGGCAUCAGAGAUGAGACGUUUUGUGCUGCCCUGCUGCAUUAUAUCAAAUGUAGACAAAAUCACAUCUCAUCAGAAAAGAAAGAACCAAACUUUUAAGUUUUCUGAAAUUCAAUAUUGCUACUAUAAAACAUCUCACAUGAAUAUUAAAGCUAUAUUUAUUAAAUAUAUAAGUACAGAACUAGGACACUCUUAUGCUUUAUUGUCUGCUAUGUUUUAUCUACACUUCCUAUAAUUUUUUUCAUGUUUAUCAGGUACAAGUAAUAAUACUUUACAUACUUUUUACAUACUUGAUUUAAAAUAAAUGAUUCAAAGCUUAAACUAGUCUUAAAGGCCAUGUUCUGUUUAAGCCCACUUCAGUGUUCAACAUUUUUUACAUUUAUUUC
Molecule: messenger RNA, 1485 nt
Organism: Astyanax mexicanus (Mexican tetra)
Lineage: Eukaryota; Metazoa; Chordata; Actinopteri; Characiformes; Acestrorhamphidae
Product: odorant receptor 131-2-like
Exons: 1
Coding region: 161-1198 (345 amino acids)
Biological process (GO): G protein-coupled receptor signaling pathway
Cellular component (GO): membrane
Molecular function (GO): G protein-coupled receptor activity
Source: RefSeq, a predicted model, not a curated record